Molecule: messenger RNA, 930 nt
Organism: Enterobius vermicularis (human pinworm)
Lineage: Eukaryota; Metazoa; Nematoda; Chromadorea; Rhabditida; Oxyuridae
Source: the annotation of a GenBank genome assembly
AUGCGACAGGGUAUUAAUUUACUGUUACUACUGCUUUUAUUUUGGAUAACCUGUUUGGAGGCUUUAUAUGAAUUGUCGAAGAAUAUUGAUUUUGUUUUAAGUGGAGUACCAAAAGCGAAGGAUACUGGUAACCUUUUUUUAUUAGUCAGUGUAAAUGAAAAAGAACCACUCGAUACGAUUGAUAUACACGUUCAUGAUGAGGUAAAAAAUCCGUGUAAGGAUGCAACAACAUAUUGGCUGGAACUGUAUUUCAACAGUUCCUUUGAUCGUCUUACUACAGAACAAUUGGAGAUUAUGGUUGAACAGGCAGUGAAAAUAUUAAAAGCUGAUAGACAGGGGGAAAAAUGUAGUGAACUGUACAUAGCAGAAGAAUACUUUGCAUUUUAUGCUUAUAUUUUUAUGACCGCAAUAUUCGAAAAUCGGAAUGAUAUUCGCAUUUAUCCCGAUGAUUACUUAGUUAAAGUUCGUGAAAGAAAAUCCUAUUUUGAUGCAGUUCCAAUUGUACAAAAUACUACAGUACUCACCUAUAAGUUCAGUUGUGGAGAUUCUGGCGACAUAGACUUUGAAAUUGCCGAACUGUUAGAAGACAGUUUCGUGUUUGAAAGUCUCACAAAAACUGGACUGCCACAGUGCUAUGGGCGUCAGGUUACAACUGGUAAAGUGUUGCAACGUAAACAGCGGCAUGGAAGUCGCGAUUCUGGUCGAGUUCAGUCCUCUUUUGAUUUUGUUACUUCAAUGCCGGAAAUAAAGGAAACUACAGCAGAAUCUGAAACAGAGCGCUCUUCUCGAGUAUCAGCAAAGGAAGACAAAAAGCCGACACUGAUGAACACGUUAGGCAAAUUUAAAUGUCAACGGUUUUUUGUUGGUGGAAAGGAGGAGGAGAAAAGUGAGGGAUAUGAACUUCAAUUGAGAGAAUUUUAUCAAGUGUAA